CAUGUACAAAACACGUUCAAACUACGUUAUCAUUUGACAUAUGUAUCAGAUAAAAUCAACUUAAAAUAGAAACAUUCGAAAUAUUUUUACGUGAAAUAUGUUUAUAAUUUAAUAGUAUCCUUAAAAGCAAAUACAACUUAUUUUUAGCAAUUGUGCACAUAUAAUUGAAUAUGGCGAUGUUACUAACGGUAGUGAACGUUGACGCAUUUUAGUUUCAAUACGUCGUUAUAUAAAUAUAAAGGAUUUUUAUUUGUCAAAAAGAUACAGAAAAAUUAUUAAUAUCAUUAGAAGAAAAUGUUACGUUUAAAUUUUAACUACUUGUUAAAACAGAAACAGAAUUUAAUAUUAUUAAGGUAUUUAAGCUCAAAAGCAAAGAGUAGUAAAUCGAAGAUUAACCCAAAUGUUGCAGGACUCAGUGAGAAAUGUUGUAAAAUUCCAAAUACACCUGUUGGACCUCGUGCUGCUAAAGAUAAAGAAUACAAAAAUCCAGAGUAUUUUUGUUAUCAUAUAAACACUUUCGGAGAAGCAGAAGUGGAAUUAGCAAAGUAUAGAUUACCAGCUCCUUCUAAUAGAAUACCUUUCAAUAAAUAGUUUUUAUGAUCACGUUUGUCUUCGUAGAAAAUUUUGUAGCAACUAACAAAGUAUAGUAAAUAAAUAAUAUUUAAAAAGGAA
Bombus pyrosoma is the source of this 672-nucleotide messenger RNA. RefSeq lists its product as uncharacterized. Gene Ontology annotation, cellular component: mitochondrion. Lineage: Eukaryota; Metazoa; Arthropoda; Insecta; Hymenoptera; Apidae. The coding region runs from base 295 to 591 and encodes 98 amino acids. The transcript is spliced from 3 exons. The record is from RefSeq and is a predicted model, not a curated record.